This is a messenger RNA of Biomphalaria glabrata, 3551 nucleotides long. Its product is annotated as glucose dehydrogenase [FAD, quinone]-like. Lineage: Eukaryota; Metazoa; Mollusca; Gastropoda; Planorbidae. Gene Ontology annotation, molecular function: oxidoreductase activity, acting on CH-OH group of donors; flavin adenine dinucleotide binding. The coding region runs from base 206 to 2065 and encodes 619 amino acids. The record is from RefSeq and is a predicted model, not a curated record. The transcript is spliced from 11 exons.
UUUAAUCUGCGUAGUUCCCUGACGUCUGCUGUUAACGCGUGUAUUAGCAGAUGUGUAGCACACCGAAUGUCAACUUCUCUCUUGCGUCGCACACUUUGUGCUGGGAACACUAUUCCAGAGAUUUAAUACUUUCAUUUAGACCGAGGAUCGCAUUAAUAUACAUCCAUUGUCGUUUAUUUUUUAUUAAGAACUAGAAAAGUUGGCAAUGUCUAAGAGUAAGACGCCAGAGAAAAAGCAAAAGAAGGCGGCACAGGUAACCCAAAACAUCAAUGUGCUUAGCAUUGGCAACAUCCUGUUGGUUGCUGCUUUAGCCAUUCUGGCGUAUCGAUAUUUCCAGUGUUGUGAUCAACCUGGGGAAGGACUGGCCAAAAAGCUGAAUGCAAGCUACGAUUAUAUUGUUAUCGGUGCCGGCUCUGCCGGUUGUGUGUUGGCCAACCGGCUUUCCGAGGACAGUGAUGUCAGCGUUCUGUUGCUGGAAGCGGGUGGCGACGACCGGGGAGAUUUCAACCUGAUGACUCCAGGUCUCUCUCACCUGAACAUGCACUCCAAGUAUGACUGGGAGUACUACACCGAGCCUCAGAAACAUGGUCUCAAGGGCUACAACCAGAGGAGGUCUUUCUGGCCAAGAGGGAAAGUUCUGGGCGGCACUUCCAACUUAUACAGCAUGGUUGUCAUUCGUGGACACAAGCUAGAUUAUGACACAUGGGCGGAGCUAGGAUCUGAAGGGUGGAGCUAUAACGAUGUUCUACCGUUUUUUAAAAAGUCUGAAGACAUGCAAGACCCAACACUUGCUCAAUCAGAAUUCCACGGUACUGGGGGACCGCUCAAAGUAUCGGUGCCCAAGACAAUGCCCUUGACCGACAUUCUUCUUGCUGCUGGUCAAGAACUAGGGCUAAAGAUAAGUGACCCGAAUGGAGAAGUCAUGGAAGGGCUCUCCCAGACACAGUCUCACUCUUAUAAAGGAGUUCGCUGGAGCACGUCACGUGGUUACAUCCACCCAAUCCUAUCACGCAAGAAUCUGCACGUGUACCUCAACUCUCACGUGACUAAGAUCUUGUUUGAAGGGAAACAAGCCGUGGGCGUGUCUCUCAUCCACGAAGGGCGUAAGGAGACUGUGAGAGCCAACAAGGAAAUCAUUCUGUCAGCCGGGGCUAUCGGCUCCCCACAGAUUCUCAUGCUGAGUGGCAUAGGACCCAAGGAGCAUCUGACAGAGCUGGGGAUACCAGUAGUUGCAGACCUGCCUGUUGGUUCCAAUCUACAAGACCAUCUAUUUUAUGAAUACUCGAUAGGUCUAAAUCAAACAGUGAGCGCUAGUCCUGAGAAACUGGAUUCCCUUUGGUCUCUCUUACAGCUCAAGUUGUUUGGUUCAGGUGUGCUGAGUUCCAGCCACUUCGUGGAAGUUCAGGUCUUCGACUGUACGGAUGAGAAGAGCCGGAAGCGGAACUACCCUGACUUUCAGAUCAUGUUCCAUCAAACUCCUUGGACCGUCGAGUCUCUCCGGAAGUUUGGCUACAGCGAAGAGACGUUGAAAGAGUCUGAACACCGUAACACACACACUGAUAUGUUUGCUUGUGAGGCUUCUUUACUGCGGCCUGAGAGUCGGGGCACCAUCAAGCUAAGGUCAAGUGAUCCCUUUGACUACCCGAUCCUUGACCCCAACUAUCUUCAUAGGCAAGAGGACGUGGACCUUUUAGUACGAGGUAUUCGAUACUGUCAACGCUUUGAACAGACCAAAGCCCUGAAAGGUUUAGGUGCGGUGCCAGCCGACAGACCGAACAAGUUUUGCAAAGAUCUGGGCUACGACACUGACUCUUAUUGGGAGUGUAUGGUCCGUCAAAAAAUCCACACCAUCUAUCAUCACUCAGGGACCUGCAAGAUGGGCAAAAAGGGUGACGCCACUGCCGUGGUAGAUCCUAGACUGAGGGUCCAUGGUGUCAAGGGUCUCCGUGUCGCUGACGCAUCCAUCAUGCCACUGAUUCCAUCUGGUAACACUCACACGCCAGUGGUGAUGGUGGCGGAGAAGGCGGCCCACAUGAUCAAAGAAGACAGACACGCUUCUGGAUGAAACUAACCCACUUCCUAGUUUCUAGUCUAGUUUACAAUUUACAUUUCAUGACUUCACUAUGACUUCACUGUGACUUCACUAUAACUUCACUAUGACUUCACUAUGACUUCAGUCUGCAUCACUGUAACUUAGAGACAUCUGUCGGAACAAAUUUCAAACUAGGAUUAAAAAAAUAUACAUAAAAACUAAUUAUUCAAUACUAGGAUUAAAUGCAACAAAGUAGCAUAAGUUUUUUUUUAGGAUAUUUUUUUAUGUUUCAUUGUUACCAUCAUUGUUCCUGUCUAUUCAUCAAAUACUAUUUCCCUGACAAACUAAAUAUAUUCCAUCAAACUAUUUUAAUUUGGUUAACUUUUUUUACCAUAAAAAUUCUUUCUGUAUUUUAAUAUUUUUAAAAAAUUCUUUAUUAAUUAAUCCCAGUUUACUUCUAUAUUGGUCAAGAACGAAACACAUCUACAAAAACCUACUCUUUAGAACAGUGAUUUAUUGUCUUUUCUCUCUCAACAAACAACUGAAGAAGAAAGUACAUAUCCACAUUCCCUCUUUUCCCAAGCCAUUAUUAUCUCUACAAAUUUCUUAACUUUAAUGUUAAUUUAACUUUAUUUUUUUUUAAGAAGCUUUUCCCAGCACAACCCACAUUUUGUUUGUCCUUCUACAGCCGGUAAGGGAAACAACUUAUUGGAGUCUGCUUCAUCCAGGCCAAGUUUGUCUAACAAAAGGAAUUAGUUUUAUGUCAACGCCAUAUGCACCGAUAUGUACAACAGUCUCUGAUCAGUGGCAUAGCUAGGGAUUUGGGGAUCCGGGGAGCUUGGCCUCUUUAGGGGGUCCUGCAUUUUGACAUUGAACAUCAUGACAUGUACUUCAUAACUAUAUAAGUCUAAUGUGUGGGAUACAUGAAGCAUGGUGUCACUAAGUUACACAACGACAUGAAUAACAAAAGAACGUGGAAUUGGCUUACUAACUCAUGCCGAAUAAAAAUAUUUGAACACUCAUCUGGGGGCGCCUCUCAAGAGGGGGCCAAGGGGGAUUUUCUAAUGUGGACCCCACUUCCCCCACCCUAGCUACGCCACUGCAGGUGAUGUGUCUUAUUCUUGUGUGUUUUAACUGUGUGAUUAUUAAAAGGGCCUGACUGUAUACGCUACUGACAUUUACAAUACAGAGAAGCAUAUUACAUAACAGGCAUGUUUCUUGUAACAACUUUAAGAAUAGUUGACAGAAUCCUACAUGGCAUGUAUGUGGCUCGUAUUGAUGUUAGAUUAGCUUGCUACUUAUCUUGAAUGCAUUUUGUAUUGACGAUUAGAUUCAUGUACAGUACAAUACUACAUAUUAGUGUAUUUUUAAAACACCUGUUGACUUGAAUGCUGCACACUUGUGUAGAGUAAACAAAUACACUGCAUGUUUGAAUUUGCUUUUACAAUCUGACACAGUAAUUAAAACUUAACUUGCAUGUAGCUUAGUAGAUUAAUACAAAGUGCUAGUCAAUGUUUAA